Anopheles moucheti is the source of this 1744-nucleotide messenger RNA. RefSeq names its product transmembrane protein 68-like. The coding region runs from base 561 to 1550 and encodes 329 amino acids. NCBI's taxonomy places the organism in Eukaryota, Metazoa, Arthropoda, Insecta, Diptera, Culicidae. The transcript is spliced from 6 exons. The record is from RefSeq and is a predicted model, not a curated record. Gene Ontology annotation, molecular function: acyltransferase activity. Gene Ontology annotation, cellular component: membrane.
UGGUUUGUCGUGCGUUUUUCUUUAUUUUGAUGUGUCAUUCACAAUAUUGACGCGAUUGAUUCGUAAUUAGGAGAAAACGGAAGCCACAAGGUUGUGGCCCCGCUGUGUAUACAAACGCCAGCAGUCUGUUGAACGAUACGUGCGUCCCACAAAGAAAGGAACACAAAGUGUGUUUCCCGUGCUGCACCAGUGCUUUAUUUCUGCAGCAUCUGAAAGCAAAAACACAAUGCGCGGCGUGUUGCUGCUGAUCUGUGUCGUCAUCAUCGUCUUCCCUUGUGACCGCCGAUAAGAAAGAAAAGUUCUGGAACCGACAAGGCUUUGUGCGACAUUCCUGGCGACAUUUGCUUCCUAAAUGCACAACCACCACAGGCGCCGUUCGGUGCGAUAUUCCGUGACUGCCAACCCAUUGCUUGACCUGCGUGAAAGUGUUCUACCAGCGGUGUGCUUCUGUGCGGCUAAAGUAGUUUGCAGUGAGCCUGGCCUGACUGACGCAUCCAGAACGUGUACGUGCCGCUGCUAUCGCGGACUCAGUACGUAAGACUAGCUUUACUGUUUGCAAGAUGAGCUCGGCGGACGAUUUGAUACCAUUGAGCAAUGAGACUGUAGGCAAUUCCACUUUUUUCGCGUAUAUUGGACAAUACAUAGACUUGGACUAUUCGAUAUGGUUGUAUCGGUUGCUUACACCGGUGCUGGUUACAUUCCUACUGCCUUGCGCAUUUGUGCUGUUAAUUUACUGUACCAUAUCAUUUCUCUACAUUUACAAGCUGCACAGCCGCUUUAUAUUGCAGGUUUAUAAUGAGGGUGAUUUUGACUUCUGGGACGUUGCCCGAACACUCGUCGCCGUUGUGUGGGAUGCCCACGGAUGGAUAUUUCAUGGUUACGAGGUUUGCGGGUUGGAGAACCUUCCCGAUUCAGGCCCCGCACUCAUCAUCUACUACCACGGUGCGAUCCCGAUCGAUAUGUACUACUUCACUGCGCGCGUCUACCUGAAGAGACAACGGCUGAUAUAUACUGUCGGUGAUCGCUUUCUGAACAAAGUGCCCGGCUGGAAGCUGCUAGCACGCGUCAUGAAGAUCAGUCCCGGCACGGUACAAUCGUGUGCGAGCGUACUGCGCGACGGUAACAUGCUUUCGAUUGCACCCGGCGGUGUGUACGAGGCACAGUUUGGCGAUAGCAACUAUGAACUGCUCUGGCGGCAACGGGUAGGCUUCGCCAAGGUGGCGAUCGAGUCGAAAGCGCCCAUCAUUCCUAUGUUUACCGAAAAUCUUCGCGAAGGCUUCCGCUCCGUCGGUCUAGCGAAGCGACUGUUCAUCCGGCUGUACAACGUGGUGCGGUUCCCGGUGCGACCAAUCUACGGUGGCUUUCCGGUCAAGUUUCGCACGCAUCUCGGCGCACCGAUACCGUUCGAUCCAUCGCUAACGCCCGAGGAUCUCCAGGAGAAGGUCGCGUUUGCGAUCGAGGAGCUUAUCAACAAGCAUCAGCGCAUCCCGGGCAGCAUAUUUGACGCACUGUUGGAUCGUUUCAUCACCAGAAAGAAGAAAGCUAAAUGAAACCGUGUCCCGUUUGUGAACAUUCACCGGUUGAUGUUUCCUUUCCAUUUAUGGUUAAAUGUUUUACCCCGUUUCUAGUGGUAGGUGCUACCGUGUUGCUGUACGUUGCAAAGCGCUAAAACACUUAAGCGAACAACCCGGAUGUAUUUAAUAUAUCUGUACUUAAUAGAUGUGUAAAUUACGGAUGAGAUUGA